Molecule: messenger RNA, 2270 nt
Organism: Fulmarus glacialis (Northern fulmar)
Lineage: Eukaryota; Metazoa; Chordata; Aves; Procellariiformes; Procellariidae
Product: oxysterol-binding protein-related protein 2-like
Exons: 6
Coding region: 114-668 (184 amino acids)
Cellular component (GO): membrane; intracellular membrane-bounded organelle; cytosol
Molecular function (GO): cholesterol binding
Source: RefSeq, a predicted model, not a curated record
UCUACAGUACUGGAGAUAAAUGUGUCCUUAAUUUUAAACCGUGUGGACUGUUUGGAAAAGAGCUUCACAGAGUAGAGGGAUACAUUCAGGACAAAAACAGAAAGAAGCUGUGCAUGAUCUAUGGCAAGUGGACAGAAUGCUUGUGGUGCACGGAUCCCACUACAUAUGAGACUUACAAAAAGAAUGAAAAGAGAGGUGGUGAGCAGAAGAAAUUGAAGCCGAGUGAAGAUGUUAUUAAAUCCGAAAAUGAUGAGGCUGAUGAUAUGCCAGAGGUUCAAGACACGGUGCAGUUCAUACCAGGCAGUAAAUUGCUUUGGAGAAUAAAUUGUAGGCCACCAAACUCAUCACAGAUGUACAAUUUCACCAGUUUUGCUGUGAGUCUCAAUGAGCUAGAAAAGGGCAUGGAAGCAAUAUUAGCUCCCACUGACUGUCGGCUACGUCCAGAUAUCAGAAAUAUGGAAAAUGGAAACAUGGAUGUGGCUAGCAAAGAAAAAGAGAGACUAGAAGAGAAACAAAGAGCUGCUCGCAAGGAGCGUGCAAAAGAUGAAGUGGAGUGGCACACACGAUGGUUUCAUCAAGGCACUAACCCAUACACUGGGACUUCAGAUUGGCUGUACUCAGGUGGCUAUUUUGAUAGAAACUUCUCAGACUGUCCAGACAUAUACUGAAAUUACGGAGCCAAUUGCUCAUCUCAUCUGGACAUCUAGUUACUAGAUUUCAUUCCAAGCCAGUUACUCUGGUUUUGUUGAUAGCAAAAACCAGCUUUUCUAAGUAAAUUUUAACAAAAAUUCUAUCAGUCAACAAUCAAGAAUUUAAUUACCACUAAUGUUGGAUUGCCAAAUAUUUAAAUACUGUUACAUUUUUUUCCAUAAAGCUGCACCUGAAAUCAUCAUGUUUUCACUAAUUUUCAAAGGGACCUUUGGUUCUUCAUUUUUUUCCCUAGUUUCUUUGUCAGGAAGAUACGCUGUAUCUGGUAGAGCACAUAACAUCCUUGAAAACUACGUAACUUAAAUAAAAUAGAGAUAAUAUCCUUGUUACUUAGUACAAUAGUGAAGAAUCUGAAGUUUUUGGAACUCGGAGCAGGGAUGAAAAGCUAAUAUGGUACCAACAGGAUCAAAUCUAGUACUGUCGAUACUCCCCGUGAAGAGAUGCAUGUGAACUUCCAGACGGUAUGUAGCACUACGUGGGGACUGGAGCUCCUGGCCCCUCUCUCUCAGUACGAUUCAAUAAUUCAGAGACUUGGGGAAACAAAAAACAACCUGAGCUUCUCAAACUGUAGUUGUCUGUUACAGAGUCUUCACAACUUUUGGACACUGUGAGCAUUAAACUGUAUACCUGUGAUAAAAUUACAUAAAGCAUACGUUAGGAGAAGGGAAGGGUGCAUUAAAAAGUGUGCUUUUUCUGAAGUCAAAUGCUGUUCUUAAAAUACGAGAAGCUUCGGAAGCAAUUGUAGGAAUGUAAAAUAUAUUGCUUGCUACCACUUGGAGGCUUAAGUCUUCUGCACUACCUUUGGCAGCUUUGGCACUAUGUAUGCUUCUAGACUAAACUUUUAUUUGGAAGCACUUUGGUAUGUAUAUCUACACAGGUUCAUAUUUUGGGGACAUUUUGGUUUGCAUGUUUUUCAUUAUUAGGUCAUGUCUGUUUUGUAUGUUGUGAAAAAGCAGAAUCAAUUUAAAGCUUUGGCAGAGUUAUACCUAUUACAAGUUUUCUGUGAGCACGUGCUGUCAAAAAGUGGGAUUUUUUUUGUUCCUUAUCGAACCAUUGAAGCCAUAUGAUACUGGAAAUAAUCAAUUACUGAAUUGACGCAUUUUUUUCUUUCAAGUGGUACACUUCGGAGGGGUAGGGGGAGAGAGGCUUGAAAAAUUAGGUUCAGUAACUAAAACUAAUUCUAAUGUUGCUGCUUCUUUCAUAAAAGUUUUUAAUUGAGUAACCAGGCAAAAAUGGAGAGCGGCCACACUGCUGUUAAGUUUACAGUAAUUCAGAAACUGCUGGUGUUAAGCACCAGCAGCUUGAGGAAUUCAUGGAAGAACUGGCCUGAUUGGUGUCCAGACACAUCUGUGAUUUCAUCCAAAGAGUAGAUUUUUGAAGUGCUUCUCUCCCAGCUACACAGUUAAAAAGCAAAAGAAAAUUAACAUACUCAUGGAGAAACAUUUUGUAUCAAAUCAUCCAUCUAAUAAUUGGAUUAACUUUAAAUUUUUGGGAGAUUUAGUUGUCUUCAUUUGGAAAAAUAAGAGAAGCUGUACAACUUCAAGGCAAUAAAUAAGGGCCUA